This is a messenger RNA of Pelobates cultripes (western spadefoot toad), 314 nucleotides long. The record is from the annotation of a GenBank genome assembly. Lineage: Eukaryota; Metazoa; Chordata; Amphibia; Anura; Pelobatidae.
AUGGCGCCGAAACCAGAGCCUCUACAAGCUACACACCCGCACCAGCAGAAACCAGGUCGGACAGUUGACAACAACAGCACAUAUCCUAACUGUAGCCAUCCGCCUGCACUCUUGGACCUCAACAAACUACCCACCUCCACCACGACUGAACUCACAGAGGCCUCCCGCGGGGUCCUGGUGCUUCCUUCAUCCUCCGGGCAGGGACACAAGACGACCCACAGAUACAUUGGUUGCCCACAACCACUAAUACACCACGAGGGGAGGCAGAAGAACACUUACCUAUACCCCUGCUGUGGUGGAGAUCCCCUCAGGCG